Ictalurus punctatus (channel catfish) is the source of this 1660-nucleotide messenger RNA. RefSeq names its product ras-related protein Rab-35. Gene Ontology annotation, cellular component: plasma membrane; endosome membrane. The coding region runs from base 656 to 1285 and encodes 209 amino acids. The transcript is spliced from 7 exons. Gene Ontology annotation, molecular function: GTP binding; GTPase activity. The record is from RefSeq and is a predicted model, not a curated record. Lineage: Eukaryota; Metazoa; Chordata; Actinopteri; Siluriformes; Ictaluridae. Gene Ontology annotation, biological process: endocytic recycling.
GCACAAUCAAGAGCAAACCACCUUCGCGUAAACACAGACUUCAGCGUGAAACCUUUCCACGAGCGUCCUCCGGUUUGCUUGUUGUCCAGAAAAGCUGAAAGACUCGCGCAGCCCAGCCAGGGGACGCCAAAUUGUUGAGGAAAUUAGACAACACUCGCAGACUCGUCCUCUGAAGGUAAAGGUGUGAAGCGAGGGCGUGUGUAAGGAGUCUGUGUGUGUCCUCUGAGGAGCCGUAGAAGAGACUCGGGCCUGCAGGACGUGGAACAGAAUGGGAGCUCCUGUUUUGUUAGAAGAAGAAGAAGAGAUUCUUCCCACGUUGUUGAGAUGAGCUCAUCGGAUCUGGCGUCUCCUUCCAUCUGCUCUUACUCCUGAAUUCCCAAACAGCUCGUCACGUUCUUCUCGGGAUAUGGAGGGAAGGAACUCUGCGUAAAUCACUGCAGAUCUGUUUAUUAUCAUCGUCAGAAAAGAAUUAACUGUAAAAUACGUGUGAAGAUUACUGACCUGUGACACACACACACACAUACGCAUAUGAACUGGAAUUACAUGCAUUUCUUUCCUCUGGAAUGAACUUGGUGGGGAUAAAAAAAAACUUUUUAAUGCCUGGAUUAAACAGUCGGAAACUCGUUUAACUCGGAGACGUUUUUCCUUCAGCAAGAUGGCGGGAAAGGACUACAAUCAUCUCUUCAAACUGCUCAUCAUCGGAGACUCCAAUGUUGGGAAAAGCAGUUUACUACUGAGAUUUGCAGACAACUCCUUCUCCGGGAGCUACAUAACCACUAUAGGUGUGGACUUUAAAAUCCGGACAGUGGAGAUCGAUGGAGAGAGAGUGAAACUUCAGAUCUGGGACACAGCGGGACAGGAGAGGUUCAGAACCAUCACGUCGACGUAUUACAGGAACACUCACGGGGUCAUUAUCGUGUACGACGUUACGAAUCCCGAGUCGUUUGUGAACGUGAAGCGGUGGCUGAACGAGAUCUCGCAGAACUGCGACAACGUGUGUAAGAUAUUAGUUGGGAAUAAGAACGACGAUCCGUCUAAGAAGCAGGUGGACUCUCACGACGCUCAGCGGUUCGGAGAGACUGUAGGAGUUCGAGUGUUCGAGACCAGCGCUAAAGAAAAUAUCAACGUGGAAGAGAUGUUCAUGGCGUUUACCCACAUGGUCCUGCGGGCGAAGAAGCAGAGUCAGAGCCGAGCGGAGCGAGAGCGAGAGAGAGAGAAGGACACGGUUCACAUCAACGCUCACCGCGACCGCGACAGGAGGAAGAGAGGAAAGAAAUGCUGCUGAGAACCGAGAGAGAAAUGAGGAACCCUGAGGAACUGCACCUGCGGCGCUCUGGCAACCGUUUCACAUUAUGUUUAUGCGUGACUUUGCACUGAUGACAGGAACUGGAACUGGAACUGGAAGCCACUAUAAAGUACUCGAAUGGUGUUUUUGUAAAAUAAGAAAAAAAACAUGUAUAAUUUUAUGACUAAACGAGUGACGUACAGUCGACGGUAUCACACUGUUAUUACACACGUAAUCAAAGAGCCAUUAACACAGCUGAUGUGCUUCGUCAAUAUGGUAAUAAAAACAAAAAAACUAAUGAAAAGUAUUGAUGAGCCACGUCAUGCCUCCAAAUUAAUCAAUAGCAAUAAAAUACUGUGUUAAAAAUGCACUAGA